Messenger RNA from Anthostomella pinea, 858 nucleotides. NCBI's taxonomy places the organism in Eukaryota, Fungi, Ascomycota, Sordariomycetes, Xylariales, Xylariaceae. The record is from the annotation of a GenBank genome assembly.
AUGGCGUCCCCCAACCCGCCGCCGCCCACCUCGACACCCACGCCCAUAACGACACAACCACAACCACAACCACCCUCCUCCCAAACACCCUCCCCCACACAACCACCUCUCGCCCCCAACGCGAACCCCUACAUCCACAACAUAGCCCUAGCCAUAACCCCCCUCUCCCUACUAGCCCUCUUCCUACCCCCGAGAAAACUCGACGUCCGCGCCGUCGUGCUCGGCGGCGUCACGCUCUGGGGCACGAACCAGCUCGUGUACGACUACUCCGGCAGGUCGUCGAUGCAGCGGUUUGGGCACCGCGUCGCGCAGAUGGGCGGCACGGAGCUGCCUGAGGGGGCUAAGGUGACGCAGAUGCGGCUGAGGCAGGAGAGGGAGCGGAUGCGGGCUGCUGGGGUUGGUACUGGGGUUGGUGGUAGUGGUGUUGGGGUUGCGUCUGGGGGUAGUGCGGGCGGGCUGGGCAGCGUGGGCAAGAUGGAGUUGACGGCGGAACAGAGGCGUUUCUUCGAGGAGCAAGAACAAACGAGGCGGCUGAACGGAACCGCAGGUGCUGCCAGCCAAAACGCACAAGACAAGGACGGAAAGGACGGUGAAGAAAAGAGGGGCGUCACGGGCGUGCUGGACAAGAUCUGGAUGGGCGACGAGACGCCGGACUGGAAGGAGAAGCGCGAUCGUCGCGAGAAGAAGGCCCUGAGUGAGGGCGGCGACGGUAUCUGGGGUCUCAUCACGGAGCAGAUCUGGGAGGUGUGGAAUCAGGGCGGGAAGACGAAGACGAAGACGGGGGAGGAGGAUAACGGUGCUGUUGCUGCUGCUGCUGCUAAGAGUAAUGCGGGCGAGAGUGGUGAGAAGAAAUCGUAA